AAUCUCGAUCAUCUUCAACCUCCACGAUCGAUCCUCUUCUUGUUUCUUGUUCCCUUUUCGUUAAAUUCCUCACUAAGGUUUUUGUGAACAAGUGGAAUUAAUUACCUUGGAGAAGAAAUCAGCAUCAGAUUACAGAAUAAGACCAUAAUUUCAGUUAGAUCUAUUGAACGUCUACGUAGAAGAGGAAUUUUGUCGAACAAUUUCAGUUUUUUUCGAUGGUUUCGCUACAUAAGCGAUGAUCCGCAAUCGGAAGGGCGGAUUCUCGUCAACGAAGUUUCGGCGAAUUAGUUUGAUGGGUAUAAGUCUUGAUUGUGUAUGAAUAUUGGCGGUGGAAGAAUGAACAUUGUAAGAGGUGUUGCUGGUCUUAUUCGAAGGACAUCUGGCUAUGGUGGUGACUAUAGUGUAGGGUCAGCGUCUCAUAAGUUCCCUGUUCCAUCUCCAAAAGUUAAAUUCAGUGAUAUUGGUGAUGAGGCAAUUUUAUCUGCACUAUGGGAGAGAUAUCAAAGUGUCUCUGAAAAGGCAGAAAUACACAAGGCUUUUCAUAUAUUUCUUAAACAAUUUUUUGUAAUAUACAAGAAUUGGGAGCCAUUAGAUUUAGAUAAUUCCACAGAAGCUGCUUUGGGUGUUGCAUCUGGGGAGGAGUCUGAAAAUCCUGAUGAGGUUAUCAUUGGCUGUUCUACUGCACAUCCUGCUGAAAUCAUAGUGAUCUUGAUAGAAGAAGUUACAAAUAUAACAGCUAUGGUCACUGAAUGCAUAUCAGGUUCUUCAAGUAACUUGGUCAUUACACCUGAAGGUUUUCGUGUCUUAAAAUGUUUGACUAUCAUGACCCGGUCAAUGCAUAACUGUAAAGUUUUGGGCUAUUAUGGUGGUAUUCAAAAGCUGACAGCACUAAUGAAAGCUGCUGUUGUCCAAUUGAAAACCAUUGCUGGCGCGCUUUCAGCUGAUGAAACUUUAUCGAGUUCUAAUGUACAAAAGGCUGGUGUUUUACAAAAAAUACUUGUACAUGUGGUUUCAAUUUUAUGCGGGUUUAUCAAUUUACAGCUAGAUAUAUAUGGAAAAGCUCAGAUAGAUGUUGACAACUUGGAGGAUAGUAUUGAAAAGAUGGCCACAACUCCAGAACCUUUCAUUGAUUCAAGAGAUCCUCUUUCUGAAAAAAGAUUGCAGUGGCAUCAGAAGGCAGUCAUAUCAGUGAUGGAAGCUGGUGGUCUUAAUUGGUUAGUAGAGCUGUUGCGGGUGAUUAGACGAUUAAGUUUAAAAGAACAAUGGACAGAUUCGUCUCUUCAGUAUAUGACUUUAAGGACUCUUCAGUUGGCAUUGACUGAUAACCCACGUGGUCAAAAUCAUUUUCGGAGCAUUGGGGGCCUUGAGGUGUUGUUGGAUGGUUUGGGAGUUCCAUCAUUUAACUCUUUAAGUUCAAGGAAUUCAUCUUCUUCUGAUCAUGGAAGUGGAGAUGGAAAUCGUUUAAUGUGGGUUUUGCAGCUCCAUGUUCUUUCUUUGGAGGUCCUCAGAGAAGCUGUUUUUGGCAACUUGAACAAUUUGCAAUUUCUAUGUGAAAAUGGAAGAGUGCACAAAUUUGCAAAUAGCUUUUGUUUGCCAGCAUUUGUGUUUCAAGAAUUCAUGCAACAAAGAAGCAACUCAUCGGUGGAGGAUGAUUUGAAAGCCAAUAUUCAGAGUACAGGAAUAACAGAAAGUUCUUCGUCUGUGAAUAAACCUAGUUGUCAAUAUUGGAGUAAUUAUACUGUUAAUUUGAGCAAAACCCUCUAUUCCUUUAUCAUCCCAUUAGAGGAUUUAAGAUCACAUCAAGUGCAAUCGGGUCGUAGUACUUUUCCAUUUUCCUCUGUCUAUGGGGAACUUUCAAUAAAGUUCAUGAUGAGGGUUCUUCUAACUGUAUUUCCAAGCAUCAAGGCCUUUUCAAAUCAAAAUGAGCUUCCUAGCCACUUAAGAAUAUUUCUGUAUUCGCUGCAGCAUUAUGUGCUAUUUGUAUUUAGGAAGAUUCUAGUUUUAUCCCCCUCAUCACUGGAUGUAUUUCGGUCAGAAGGGGUGUGGGAUUUUAUCUUUUCAGAGCACUUCUAUUUUGGAAGUGGUUCAAAAGUAAUUCCUGAAGCUUAUUUUAACUACAGUGAUGAUCGCCCAUGGAGCACUGAGCCUUUUACUCGUUCAAGAUCCACUAACAAUCGAGUACCAAGCUAUGAAACUGAUAUCCUUCAAACAAAUGUAAUUUCUGUUGUGGAAUUUGCUGCAACACUGGAUGCAACUUCACAUAAUAUGCCUGAAUGUUCUGUGCUGUUAGAUGCCCUGGAACUGUUUGCUUGUAAUCCUGAGGUUACCACUGGUCUAGCAAAGUGUCUACUCCACAUUUUGCAGCUUGCACCUGAGAAAACAUUUACUUCUUUUAAGACACUUGAUGCAAUUCCUCGUGUGGUCAAAGUUACUUGUAUUCAAGCUCAAGAAUCCAAAAAACCUGAAAGUAAAAGGAGUAGUUCACAAAUUUCAAAGAAAUCAAAGUCACCAGAGAAUGUUCGUGGUUGGCGGGAUAGUAUGGAAGCUUGCAUGCAGCUUUUUGCAGAGUUCUUUUCGGUUACUGAAGAAGCAAAGUUUUUGGUUUUGAAUAGUUCUACUUGUAUCGAUUGUUUGUUUGAUCUUUUCUGGGAAGAAUGUUUGAGAAGUUCCAUGCUUUCUUAUAUCUUUGCCCUCAUGAAGAUCAUUCCAUCUUCCGAAGAAGACCAAAAGGCAAAGUUAUACUUAUGUUCCAAAUACUUGGAAACCUUUACACAUCUCAAAGAAAGGGAGAAAAACUUUGCAAAACUAUCAAUUGAUCUACUGGUUGGGAUGAGAGACAUGCUUGUGAAAGACCGGAUGUACUUCCAGACUUUGUUCCGUGAUGGUGAGUGUUUUCUGCAUGUUGUAUCUUUAUUGCAUGGGUAUGCUGAAGAUGAUGAGGGUGAAAAACUGGUUUUAAAUGUUCUUCAAACUCUAACCUCUCUGCUUACGGGUAAUGAUGCCUCCAAGACUGCUUUCCGAGCUCUUGUUGGAAAAGGUUAUCGGACACUGCAAAGUUUGCUGUUGGACUUCUGUCACCGAAGACCCAAUGCAGGUCUUUUAACCGCUCUACUUGAUAUGCUUGUUGAUGGAAAGUUUGAUCUCAAAAAGAAUCCUGUUAUGAGGAAUGAAGAUGUUAUCUUGCUUUAUCUGAGUGUAUUGCAGAAGAGCAGUGACUCGAUGCGAAAUGAAGGGCUGAACAUGUUUCUUCAUCUACUGAGAGAUUCCAUAUCAAAUAGAGCUUCAUGUGUCCGAGUGGGAACACUUAGUUUUCUUCUUGACUGGUUUCCUUGUGAAGAUAAUGACAGUGUUGUCCUCAAAAUUGGCCAGUUAAUUCAGGUCACUGGUGGACAUAGUGUAUCUGGGAAAGAAAUUCGCAAAAUAUUUGCUCUGCUUCGAAGUGAGAGAGUGGGGACCCGCCAGCAGUACUGCUCAUUAUUAUUAACCAAUAUUUCAUCUAUGCUAAAUGAAAAGGGACCCACAGCCUUCUUUAACUUUGAUGGAAAUGAUUCUGGAAUAAUAAUCAACACGUCACUGCAGUUACCUCUUUAUAAAGGAUAUUCUUUUUCUUGUUGGCUUCGUGUAGAAAGCUUUCCUACAAAUGGAACAAUGGGGCUUUUUAGUUUUCUUUCGGAUAGUAGAAGAGGAUGCUUGGCUGUCCUUGCAAAGGAUAGGCUUAUUUUUGAGUCAAGAUAUCAGAAGCAACAGUGUGUUUCAUUUCCUCUCAAUCUUGUUGGUAAAAAAUGGCAUUUUCUGUGCCUAACUCACAGUAUUGGCAGAGCUUUCUCAGGAGGGAGUCUAGUAAAAUGUUAUCUGGAUGGAGCUCUUGUUUCAUCAGAAAAAUGCAGCUAUCCCAAAGUCAAUGAACCGUUGACCGGUUGCAUGAUAGGAGCACCGAUUAAUUUGCUUUCUUAUGAAGAAGAUAUCACUUCCUCUUCCAGCAAAGAAUCAUCUCCAUUUUUUGGUCAAAUCGGUCCAGUUUAUCUCUUCAAUGAUGCCAUCACUCCUGAACAAGUGCAGGGAAUCAAUUUCCUAGGCCCAAACUAUAUGUACUCUUUUCUUGAUAAUGAACUUACAGUGUCUGCUGAUAACCAACUGCCCAGUGGGGUUCUUGAUGCCAAAGAUGGUCUGGCUUCCAAGAUUAUAUUUGGACUCAAUGCACAGGCUAGUAAUCGCAGGGCGUUAUUUAAUGUUUCAUCUUUGCUGGAUCAUGCGGUUGACAAGAGUUCAUUUGAGGCAACUGUUAAAAAUGGGACUCAACUAUGCUCUCGCCGAUUGUUGCAACAGAUUAUCUACUGUGCUGGGGGCGUUUCUGUCUUUUUCCCUCUCUUCACCCGCAUCGAUUUGUACGAGAAUGACAGUCAGAAUCUGCUGACACCUAUAACUAAAGAGCGCAUAACUGCUGAAAUCAUUGAGCUUAUUGCCUCUGUUCUAGAUGAAAACCUCUCAAAUCAACAGCAAAUGCUCAAUCUUUCUGGAUUUUCGGUUCUUGGUUUUCUGUUGCAGUCACUCCCUUCCCAACAACUUAAUAUGGAUACCUUAUCGGCUCUCAAACAUAUGCUAAAUGUCAUCUCAAAUUGUGGCUUGGCUGAAGUCCUUGUGGAGGAUGCAAUAUCGCAUGUAUUUCUCAAUCCUUUCAUCUGGGUAUAUGCAGCCUACAACGUGCAAAGAGAACUAUACAUGUUUCUCAUUCAGCAAUUCGAUAAUGAUCCAAGGCUUCUAAAAUCUUUAUGUCGUUUUCCACGUGUUCUUGAUAUAAUCCACCAGUUUUACUGGGAUAAAAUGCCUUCUCCCAUUGCUGGAAGCAAACCUCUCUUGCAGCCUAUAACCAACAAAGAUUUUGGAGAGAGACCCAACAAAGAAGAAAUACAAAAAAUCCGGCUGCUUUUACUGAGUAUUGGUGAAAUGAGUCUUAAGGAGCAUAUUGCAGUGUCGGAUAUUGAAUCUCUUGUAUCCUUUUUUGAGACAAGUCAAGACAUGGCAUGCAUUGAGGACAUUUUACAUAUGAUUAUCCGAGCUCUUUCUCAAAAAUCACUGCUUGCAUCUUUUCUUGAGCAAGUCACUGUAGUUGGUGGCUGUCGUCUUUUUGUCAAUCUGCUUCAAAGGGGCUAUGAACCAAUCCGAUUGCUCGGUUUGCAAUUCCUGGGAAGACUUUUGGUUGGCAUCCCAUCUGAGAAAAAGGAGUCAAAAUUCUUUACUUUAGCCAUGGGAAGAUCAAAGACUCUUUUAGAAGGCCCCAAGAGAAUCGAGUUAAGGCUGCCGCCCAUUUUCUCUGCCAUGUCAGACAGGCUGUUCCGAUUUCCUCAGACAGAUCUUCUUUGUGCAACUUUUUUCGAUGUUCUUCUCGGUGGUGCUAGCCCGAAACAGGUUAUACAGAGACAUAAUCAGCCUGAGAAGCAAAGAAACAAAGGAACCAACGUGCAGUUCUUCCUACCUCAAAUAUUGGUUCUCAUUUUUAAAUUUCUGUCUAACUGUGAGGAUGCAAAUUCAAGAAUAAAAAUACUUGAAGAUUUGCUUGAAUUGCUAGAUUCAAAUACCUCUAACAUUGAGGCACUUAUGGAAAAUGGAUGGCAAGCAUGGUUAGUUGCUUCCAUGAAGCUUGAUGUGUUGAAAACCUACAAAAUGAAACCACAACGUGAUGGUGACCCUGAAUUAGUUGAGCAGAACCAUGUGAAGACCUUAUUUUCUCUAGUUCUAUGUCACUACAUACAGUCAUCAAAAGGUGGAUGGCAACCUCUGGAAGAGACUGUGAAUUUUCUCCUCAUGCAAUAUGAACAUGGUGGCAAGUCGUAUUGGUAUCUGCUACGUGAUAUAUAUGAGGAUUUGAUGAAGCGUCUUGUGGACUUAUCUUCUAGAGAAAAUAUCCUUUCCUCACAGCCAUGUCGUGACAAUACAUUGUACCUUCUGAAACUAGUUGAUGAGCUGCUGAUCUCUGAACUUGAUAACAAGCUUCCAUUUCCAGCAUGUGGCUAUGAUUUCUCUCCUGAACACAUUCGGUUGGAAAAUGAUAGAGAUCUUGUUUCUGCUUUGUACGAGGCCCUUCAGGGAGAUGGUCAUGAUCAUAUCUCAAAGGCUCACAAGCAGUCUGUCUCUAAUCAAAUUGAAAAGAUGGAUGAAUCAUGGUGGAAUCUGUAUGACAAUUUAUGGGUUGUGAUUAGUGAAAUGCAUGGGAAAGGGCCAAGCAGGUUGUUACCAAAAUCAUCAUCAUCUGUAGGGCCAUCUUUUGGUCAAAGAGCACGUGGUUUGGUUGAGUCACUUAACAUUCCUGCUGCAGAAAUGGCUGCGGUUGUUGUGUCAGGAGGACUCACAAAUGCACUCAGUGGGAAACCAAACAAAGUAAUCGAUAAAGCCAUGCUGUUAAGGUCUGAAAAGUGUUCAAGAAUUGCUUUUCGACUUAUGAUUGUUUAUCUAUGCAAAUCUUCUCUUGAAAGAGCUUCACGAUGCGUCCAACAGUUUAUUCCCAUACUGCCCUGUAUCCUCUCUGCUGAUGAUGAGCAAAGCAAAAGUCGACUACAAGUUUUUAUCUGGGCAUUGCUUGCUGUUAGAUCCCAGUUUGGGAUGUUGGAUGAUGGUGCUCGGUUUCAUGUCAUUGCUCAUUUGAUCCGUGAAGCAGUUGACUGUGGGAAGCUGAUGUUGGCAACCAGUAUUGUUGGAAGAGAUGAUUUAUUGGAUACAAGCAGUGUCUCAAAGGAAUCCGGAACAAUCCAGAACUUGAUACAAAAGGAUCGCGUGCGUAUUGCGGUUUCAGAUGAGGUUAAAUAUUUAAGAAAUAGCCGUGCCGAGCAAACAAAACAAGUUGCUGAGUUUCGUGUUAGAAUGAAUGAAAUUAUAUCUUCUGAUUUGAAUCAAUGGAGAGCUUUUGAAGAUGAUAUACGCAGUAGCUUAAAUUCUAUUCUUGCCUCAGAUGACAGCAGAAGAGCUUCCUUCCAGCUUGCUCAUGAUGAGGAGCAACAAGUCACUGCUGAAAAUUGGAUACACAUACUUCGCACUCUGAUAGAUGAAAGAGGUCCAUGGUCAGCUAAUCCAUUCCCCAACAAAAUUGUUACACACUGGAAGCUUGACAAGACAGAAGACAGAUGGAGGCGUAGGCAGAAGUUAAGACAAAAUUAUCAUUUUAAUGAAAAGCUUUGUCAUCCUCCUUCAACUGUUCCUACCAAUGGGACUAUUCCUGCUCCACUCGAAACAAAGUCAGGGUUUGCAGCUCACAUUCCACAGCAAAUGAAACAGUUCUUGCUUAAAGGGAUUCGAAGGAUUACAGAUGAAAGUUUUUUGGAAUCUGUAGAACUUGAUGCUGAAAUCAGUGAGCAGAAGGCUUCCACCAGUGAAGAUGUACUGGAGAGACAGAACUCAGAGGCUCCAAAAGAGGAAAGUGAGCAGCAGAGGGAUUUCCAUGACAGGAAAGACCAUUCCUCUACUACUACUAGCUCAAUAGAGUCGGAGGUGCUCAUGUCUGUUCCAUGUGUACUUGUUACACCAAAAAGGAAACUAGCAGGUCGUUUGGCUGUGAUGAAGAAGUUUCUACAUUUUUUUGGGGAGUUCUUGGUUGAAGGCACAGGUGGAUCAUCUGUUUUUAGAAAUAUUCAAGCAUCGGGUGGUUUUGAUUCAAAUAGAAGCGAUAAUUUAGCAGCACAAAAGCAAAAGUUCAUGAAAUGGCCACUUAAUUUAGAUUUAACAUCCGAGGGGGAAGCCUCUGAUAACAUAAAUGCAGUUCUUGGUAAUCUUCUUCAGAAGCAAUCUGAAAACAUCAAGCGCCAUAGAAGAUGGGAAAUUGGCAAGAUAAAGGCUGUCCACUGGACUCGCUAUUUGCUCAGAUACACUGCCAUAGAGAUUUACUUCAACGAUUCAACCGCUCCAAUAUUUUUUAAUUUUGCAUCAAAUAAAGAAGCCAAAGAUGUUGGAAGCUUGAUAGUUUCCACUAAAAAUGAAUCUGUUUCUCCAAAGGGGUACAGAGACAAAUCUGGAGUUAUUUCCUUCAUUGAUAGACGUGUUUCAUUGGAGCUUGCUGAAACUGCAAGAGAAAGCUGGAGGAGAAGAGACAUUACAAACUUUGAAUAUUUAAUGGUUCUCAAUACCCUUUCGGGCAGAUCAUAUAAUGACUUGACUCAGUAUCCUGUGUUUCCUUGGGUAGUGGCAGAUUAUUCAUCUGACAAACUUGAUUUUAGCAAGUCCUCUACUUUUCGUGAUCUUUCAAAGCCUGUUGGAGCACUGGAUCAAAAACGGUUUGAGGUUUUUGAAGAUAGAUACCGUAACUUCUCUGACCCUGAUAUCCCCAGUUUCUUUUAUGGAUCUCAUUACUCAAGCAUGGGUAUUGUGCUAUAUUAUCUCCUUAGGUUAGAGCCUUUUACAGGCCUCCACCGUACAUUGCAGGGUGGUAAAUUUGACCAUGCAGACCGACUUUUUCAAAGUAUUGAGAGCACAUUUCGGAACUGCCUUUCUAAUACAAGUGAUGUGAAGGAGUUGGUGCCUGAAUUCUAUUACAUGUCAGACUUUCUUGUUAACUCAAACUCUUACCAUUUUGGAGUGAAACAAGAUGGUGAACCUUUGAAUGAUGUUGGCCUCCCUCCUUGGGCCAAGGGAUCACCUGAAGAAUUCAUUAGUAUAAACAGAGAAGCACUAGAAAGUGAAUAUGUUAGUUCAAAUCUCCACCACUGGAUCGAUUUAAUCUUUGGCUACAAACAACGUGGAAAACCAGCAGUUGAGGCAGCAAAUAUCUUCUAUUAUUUAACAUACGAAGGUGCUGCUGAUUUAGAAACAAUGGACGACGAGUUACAAAGGGCAGCCAUUGAAGACCAGAUUGCUAAUUUCGGCCAAACCCCGAUUCAAAUCUUCCGGAAGAAACAUCCUCGAAGGGGCCCACCAAUCCCAAUCGCCCACCCUCUACGAUUUGCCCCUUCUUCCAUUACUUUAUCCUCCAUAGUUUCUAGUACAAGUACACAUCCUUCAGCCGUGUUGUAUGUGGGUAUAUCAGAGUCACAUGUUGUCCUUGUGAAUCAGGGACUCUCCAUGUCAGUCAAACUAUGGUUGACCACCCAAUUGGCAUCUGGCGGGAACUUCACCUUUUCUAGCUCACAGGAUCCUUACUUUGCGAUUGGUGCUGAUGUGGUUUCGCCUCGUAGAAUUGGUAGCCCUUUGGCUGAAAAUAUUGAACUUGGAGCACAAUGUUUUACAACAAUGCAGACGCCAUCUGGCAAUUUUCUUGUUUCAUGUGGCAACUGGGAAAACAGCUUUCAGCUCAUUUCCCUUAAUGAUGGACGAUUGGUGCAGAGUGUCAGACAGCAUAAAGAUGUUGUUAGCUGUGUUUACGUCACAUCGGAUGGCAGCAUCUUAGCAACAGGCAGCUACGACACAACCGUGAUGAUUUGGGAGGUUUUACGAAUGCGGACCCGCGGGAUCCCAAGCGACACCUCCCACCGCAAAGACCACGUCAUCGCCGACACACCAUUCCACAUCCUAUGUGGACAUGAUGACGUCAUCACAUGUGUAUACGCGAGCACAGAGCUGGACAUAGUGAUCAGCGGAUCAAAAGACGGGACAUGCGUAUUCCACACCCUCCGGAAAGGCAGAUACCUGCGGUCCCUCCAACACCCGUCGGGGUGCCAGGUGUCAAAACUGGUGGCAUCAAGGCACGGAAGGAUCUUGCUUUAUGCUGAGGAUGAUUUGAGUUUGCAUCUUUAUUCGAUUAACGGGAAGCAUCUGAAUUCAUGCGAGUCGAACGGGAGGUUGAACUGUAUCGAGUUGAGUGGGUGUGGUGAGUUUGUGGUGUGUGGGGGGGAUCAGGGACAGAUUGUGGUGAGGCUGAUGAGGUCGCUUGAGAUAGUUGGGAGGUAUAGUGGUGCUGGAAAGAUCAUUACUUGUUUGACUGUGACACAGGAGGAGUGUGUGUUGGCUGGGACUAAGGAUGGGAGUUUACUUUUGUAUUCCAUUCAGAAUCCCCAGCUUCGUAGGACCACUGUUUCCAGGACUUUAAUUAAAGCCAGACCUACUACACCUACACCUACUUCUGGGACCUGAUUUCAUGCACGUUCAUACCUUUAGUUGACUUCACUUCAGUGCAGAUUAUGAUAUAACCGAUCCCUUUACAUGAUGACAUUACCAAGAUGUACAACAAUACACAGACAGUAGUACCCUAUAUAAAUAUUCGUGCAUUUUCCCCCUUUCAAUACUCCCAAGGAAAACGGUGAAACUAUGGGUUGACACAUUCUAACACACACUAAUUCAUGUACAUUAUAUGUGGCCUCUUUUUUUUUUUUUUUUUAAUAAACUUAUAUGUAUUACACAUAAUGAAUUAAUCAUGAUAAAUGUAACCAUAGAUGUGUUGAUCCCUUUGUACAUAUGAGAUCAACUCCUUGUUAUUGUUAGUUAUAACUUAUAAUGGCGAUCCCCAUUUUCAGGGGUUUAUAAAUAUUUUUUUUCAUCU
Molecule: messenger RNA, 10456 nt
Organism: Lactuca sativa (garden lettuce)
Lineage: Eukaryota; Viridiplantae; Streptophyta; Magnoliopsida; Asterales; Asteraceae
Product: binding protein
Molecular function (GO): protein binding
Source: RefSeq, a predicted model, not a curated record